This is a messenger RNA of Panicum hallii, 2625 nucleotides long. RefSeq lists its product as uncharacterized. Gene Ontology annotation, molecular function: protein dimerization activity; DNA-binding transcription factor activity. Bases 1 to 2625 code for a protein of 874 amino acids. The record is from RefSeq and is a predicted model, not a curated record. NCBI's taxonomy places the organism in Eukaryota, Viridiplantae, Streptophyta, Magnoliopsida, Poales, Poaceae. Gene Ontology annotation, biological process: endosperm development; regulation of DNA-templated transcription. The transcript has 3 exons.
AUGUCUCAGGAAGGUGCCAACUUGCCCCAUGAAGCGGAGCGGAGCCAUGAUCACGCCACCGCCCCCCACGAGAGCACACCUACCUUUGAUGGGUUGGUGAUCGUGAGGUCGUCCAGCAACCCCAGCUCCGUCAGCAAGCUGGCCAGCGAGAUCAACAAUGCUGGGUCUAAGCCAGCCAGCCCGGCGGUGCUCCAUGCCGGUGAGGACAACAACACCGAGUCCAAGAUCGCCAGCCCGGCGGUACUUGAUGCUGGCCAGGGAAACAACGCCGGAUCCAAGCUCGCUAGUCCUGCGGUGCUCCAUACCGGCGAGUUCAACAACACUGAGUCCAAGAUCGCAAUCCCGGCGAUGCUCCAUGCCGGCGAGGGCAAGGACAACAUCGACAGGCCCAAGCUCGCCAGCCCGGUGGUGCUCCAUGCCGGCGAGGGCAACAAAACCAGGUACAAGCUCGCCAUCCAAACGGUGCCCCAUAUUGAUGAGGAUAGCAACACCAGAUCCAUGCUGACAUGCCCUGUGAUGCUCUAUGCCAGAGAGGACGACAACGCCGGGUCCAAGAUGGACGGCCCCGCAAUGCUCCAUGUCAGCGUGGACAAUAACGCUCAUGCCGGGUUCAAGGUCGAUAGCCCAGCACUGUUGUAUGCCGGUGAGAACGACGACUCCGGAUCCAAGCUCGCAAGUCAGCCGGUGCUCCAUGCCGGCGAGGACAAGGACAUCAACGCUGGGUCGAAACUAUCGAGCCCGGUGGAGAUCCAUGCCGGCAAGGACAACAAAGCCGGGUCCAAGCUUGCCAUCCAAGCGGUGCCCGCCGGGGAGGACAACAAUGCCUGGUCCAAGCUCUCCACGUUGGUGCUGCCUCGUGCUGGCGAGGGCAACAACAUCGCAUCCAAGCUCGCCAUCCAGGCAGUGAUCCAUGCCGACGAGGGCAGCAACACCGUCUCCAAGCAAGCCAUCCAGGCGAUGCCCCAUGUUGAUGAGGACAACAACUCCAGAUCCAAGCUCGUCAUACCGGCGGGGCACCAUGCCGGUGAGGGUAACAACACCGCGUUCAAGCUCGCCAUCCCGGCGGUUCCCCAUACGGAUGACGACCACAACAUCGAGUCCAAGCUCGCCAAGCCGGUGGUACCCCAUGCCGGUGAGGGAAACAUCGCCGCAUCCAAGCUCGCCAUCCAGGCGGCGAUCCAUGCCGGCGAGAGCAACUAUGUCGUGUCCAAGCUUGCCAUCCAAGCUAUGCCCCAUGUUGAGGAGGACAACAACUCCAAAUCCAAGCUCGUCAGUCCGCCGGGGCACCAUGUCGGCGAGGGUAACAACACUGCGUCCAAGCUCGCCAUCCAGGCAGUGCCCCAUGUCGGUGAGGACAAUAACACCGAGUCUAAGCUCGCCAGGCCAGCGGUGCUCCAUGCAGGCGAGGGCAACAACGCCAUGUCCAAGCUCGCCAUCCAGUCGGUGCCCCAGGCCGACGAGGACAACAACUCCCGGUCCAAGCUUGCAAGGCCAGAGGUGCUCAAUGCGGGGGAGGACAACAACGCCACAUCCAAGCUCGCCAUCCAAGCACCACCCCAUGCCGGCGAGGACAACAACGCCGGGUCCAAGCUUGCCAACCCAGCGGCGGUUGAUGAUGGUGGCAACAACACCAAGGAGGGUAAGAGCGAUGUGGCCAGAGGAGAAGGCGCUGUCGCCGGCGGAGGCAAAGGAAAGGGAAAAGGUGUCGAGGCGACGGAGAUGGACCACGCAUUGCACAUCUGGACGGAGAGGGAGCGGAGGAAGAAGAUGAAGAACAUGUUCAGCACCCUGCACGCGCUUCUCCCCCAGCUCCCCGAAAAGGCUGACAAGUCCACCAUAGUGGGGGAGGCCGUGACCUACAUCAAGAGUCUGGAAGGCACCGUCCAGAGGCUGGAGAAGCUGAAGCAGGAGCGCAUGCGCGCGCAGCAGGCGGGGCAGCAGCAGCUGGCUGUGGGCGCCGGCAGCAGCGCCUCGGCGCCCGCGCCGCCGCCGGCGCAGGCUCCCGCGACGAGGGAAGCGGUCCUGGCGGACAUGGUCCAGAGCUGGAACGCGCAGGAGGCGCUCAUGGCCGAGCUCAAGGCCGCGGCGACUGCGGUGGUCUACGGGGCGGGCACCGCCUUCGACGGCGCGGCGCCCGCUCCCGCUCCCGCUCCCGCUCCCGCUCCCGCCCCGCUGCCCCCGCCCCCGCCCCUGCCCCCGCGCGCGCCGCCGGCGCUCCAGACGUGGUCCGCGCCGAACAUCGUGGUGUGCGUGGCGGGCGACAACGCGUUCAUCAACCUGUGCACCCCGCGGCACCCGGGCAUGCUGACCAGGCUGUUCUACGUGCUGGAGAGGCACCGCAUCAACGUCGUGACCGCCACCGUCUCGUCCAGCCCGAGCCACAGCAUGUUCUUCAUCCAAGCGCGCGUGAGUCCAACGGCCCUUCCCCCUGCCAACCAUCCUCACGAAACGCACUCACGACACCACCUGGGUUUAUCUUGUGAUCCUUACGAAGUCUCUUUUCGGUGCUUGGAUCCGCAGAUCAACACGGCGGCGCCGCCUCCGCCCAUGCUCCCGGAGAACAUGACGGUUGAAGAGAGGUACAAGCUGGCGGUGGCCGAGAUGCUGCACGCCGUCGGCAACUGA